Bufo bufo (common toad) is the source of this 2598-nucleotide messenger RNA. RefSeq names its product angiopoietin 1 (gene ANGPT1). NCBI's taxonomy places the organism in Eukaryota, Metazoa, Chordata, Amphibia, Anura, Bufonidae. The transcript is spliced from 9 exons. Gene Ontology annotation, molecular function: receptor tyrosine kinase binding. The record is from RefSeq and is a predicted model, not a curated record. The coding region runs from base 360 to 1874 and encodes 504 amino acids. Gene Ontology annotation, biological process: angiogenesis; Tie signaling pathway.
UCCUGUCAAGCCAUCUCUUAGGCUGCUUCCAGCUUGAAUGCCUUCAUAAAACUCUGAGGGUCUGAGUGGAAAUCACAGAGCUGCUGCAGCCAGAGCACAGGCGAGGGGGACCAGGGCUUUCCAUGUGUGCAGCCGACUGGUUAAUCUUUAGACUGCAAAUGAGGAUAGACAAUAGAUCCCUGCACUAAAUAUAUCUAUUGGAGCUGAAGAUAUCGCAGGGGUGAAAUCAAAUUGUGCAGCUGGACGUUUCUCCUUCUGGCUCUUUCCAGACUUCUCGAAGAACUUCGAAGGAAAAACUUCACUUUUUUUCUUUUUUCAGUUUUUUUUGGGGAAAAAGAAUUCUUUUUUGCAACACGGGGAUGGCAUCUGGAUUUUUAUUCGCCCUUUGCCUUGCACUGAUUGCCUGGACGGAGUGCAACGUGCCAAGGAAAGGGACGGACGGCAACGGCAGAAGAUACAGUCGCAUCCAACAUGGGCAGUGCACUUACACUUUUCUCCUUCCUGAACACGACGGGAAUUGUCGCGAGGGCGCCACCGCCGCCGCCGCCACCGCCGACCAGUACAAUGCCAACGCUCUGCAGAGGGACGCUCCGCAAAUGGAUCAGGAUUUCCCAUCCCAAAAAAUUCAACGUCUGGAACAUGUGAUGGAAAAUUACACUCAAUGGCUGCAAAAACUGGAGAACUAUAUUGUGGACAAUAUGAAAUCCGAGAUGGUCCAGAUGCAGCAAAAUGCAGUUCAGAACCAGACAGCAACCAUGUUGGAAAUAGGAACAAGUCUUCUAAGCCAAACAGCAGAGCAGACAAGGAAACUUACAGACGUGGAAACACAAGUUCUCAACCAGACGUCCAGACUAGAGAUUCAGCUGUUAGAAAACUCUGUGUCGACCUACAAGCUAGAAAAACAACUCAUUCAGCAGACGCACGAAAUUAUAAAAAUCCAUGAAAAAAACAGCUUGUUGGAGAACAAGAUUUUGGAAAUGGAAGUCAGACAUAAAGUGGAACUGGAUACACUGAAGAUAGAGAAGGAGACAUUGCAAGGUCUAGUGUCCAGACAGAACUACAUCAUUCAAGAGCUGGAGAAGCAGCUGACUAAAGCCACUACGAACAACAGCAUAUUACAGAAGCAGCAGAUGGAGCUGAUGGACACGGUGCACAACCUGGUCAAACUCUGCUCCAAAGAAGGAGUUUCCAUAAAGAAUUCAAAGAGAGAAGAGGAAAAACCAUUCAGAGACUGUGCAGAUCUGUAUCACGCAGGGUUCAACAAGAGCGGCGUAUACACCAUAUAUAUUAACAACGUAUCCGAACCCAAAAAGGUACACUGCAAUAUGGAAACUACCGGUGGAGGCUGGACAGUAAUUCAGCACAGAGAAGAUGGAACAGUCGAUUUCCAGCGAAGUUGGAAGGAGUAUAAAACGGGGUUUGGCAGUCCAUCUGGUGAAUUUUGGCUGGGGAACGAGUUUAUAUUUGCAAUAACCAGCCAAAGGCAGUACUCGCUGAGGAUCGACUUAAUGGACUGGGAAGGCAAUCAUGCACAUUCACAGUAUGACAGAUUCCACAUAGGAAAUGAAAAGCAGAAUUACAGAUUAUACUUGAAAGGUCACAGCGGAACAGCAGGAAAACAAAGCAGUCUGAUCUUACACGGGGCGGAUUUCAGCACAAAGGAUGCCGAUAAUGACAACUGUAUGUGCAAGUGUGCAUUGAUGCUAACAGGAGGUUGGUGGUUCGAUGCCUGUGGUCCUUCUAAUCUUAAUGGAAUGUAUUACACCGCUGGUCAAAAUCAUGGGAAGUUGAAUGGCAUAAAGUGGCAUUAUUUCAAAGGUCCAAGUUACUCAUUACGCUCAACAACGAUGAUGAUUCGACCAUUGGACUUCUAAUCCAGAAGAGCAGGACAAUGACAUACAGAUAUCAAUGGGAAGUUUCUCUUUUCAGUUGAAUUACCAAUGUAAGAUGAGACUUAGGUAUAUCCAGAACUCGGAGCUGUUUAGUAUGGAUUGCUGAUCUAACGUUGCUAGCAGGACUUCGCCACUGGAGGUGCUGGGAUUUCAGCUAAAGGCUCGAACCUCGGUUGACCCAUUAUGGACAUGUUCUUCAUGAUCACUAUCAUCAAUAUUUUCCAUCAAUUUAUCUGAAAACUUGGCAUAAGCAAUUAUGUAAUAAGUAUAUUGCAUGGACCAGAGAAUUUCAAGGAUUUAAAGACUCUAUACCAAUAAUCAAAAAGAUGUGGAGUAGCAAUAAAAGAAUGCACAAAGGAACAUUCUGGAUUUUACUAUGGAAACUAUCUGUAUCAUCAGGAAGUGUAACUGUACAUCUAGUGGCUCAAUUUCAUUUCGAUUUAAAAUGUGCCAUUCUUCAUUAUUGUUUAAGGUGCUAGAGAACCAAUGAGCAAUCUAAAAAGGACCAUCUGACAACUUAGAGGAUUUAUCUCUAGCCUCUUGGAAAUCCACAGAUUACUCAAUGUGAUAUCACAGCAUGUUGUGUCAAAAUAACAUCUGCUACAUCUGUGUAUACACGUAUAAUUUCCCUCACGGAUCGUGUCCAACACAUACUCUUGAAAGGGAAACGGCACCACCUUGCAACUUUAACAUUUACAGUAUCUAC